This is a messenger RNA of Mus caroli (Ryukyu mouse), 3905 nucleotides long. RefSeq names its product UEV and lactate/malate dehyrogenase domains (gene Uevld). The record is from RefSeq and is a predicted model, not a curated record. NCBI's taxonomy places the organism in Eukaryota, Metazoa, Chordata, Mammalia, Rodentia, Muridae. Gene Ontology annotation, molecular function: L-lactate dehydrogenase (NAD+) activity. Gene Ontology annotation, biological process: pyruvate metabolic process; lactate metabolic process; protein transport.
GUGCGGCCUCCGUUCCCAGCGUGUUUUGAAACAAGCCCAGUGACUGCUGCCGAAGAACGCACCCCUGCGGACCAUGGAGGUCGACUGUGAGGGCGUGAGACGGCUGCUAAGCAAGUACAAGUUCAGGGAUCUGACUGUGGAAGAGCUGAAGAAUGUGAGCAUGUCUUUCCCGCACUUCAGAUACUCCGUGGACACCUAUGUUUUCAAAGAUACUUCCCAAAAAGACCUGCUGAAUUUCACCGGUACAAUUCCUGUGAUGUAUCAGGGUAAGACAUACAACAUACCCAUUCGCUUCUGGAUUUUGGAUUCCCACCCUUUUGCUCCGCCCAUUUGCUUCUUGAAGCCAACUGCAAACAUGGAAAUCUCGGUUGGAAAACAUGUGGAUGCCAAAGGCAGAAUAUACUUGCCCUAUCUCCAAAAUUGGAGCCACCCCAAAUCUGCCAUUGUUGGAUUAAUUAAAGAAAUGAUUGCCAAGUUUCAAGAGGAACUUCCUCUCUAUUCCAUACCGUCGUCCGAUGAAGCACAACAGGUGGACUUGCUGGCCUAUAUCACAAAAAUCACGGAAGGUGUCUCAGACAUAAAUUCAAGGAGCUGGACAAAUCAUGAGAAUAAAAUACUCAAUAAAAUCACUGUGGUUGGAAGUGGAGAUUUGGGUAUUGCCUGCACAUUGGCAAUUUCAGCAAAGGGCAUUGCAGACAAGCUGCUCCUCUUAGACCUCUCAGAUGGGACGAGCCAAGGGACGAUGGACCUUGAUAUCUUCAACCUACCUAACGUAGAGAUCAGCAAAGAUUUGUCUGCCUCUGCUCAUUCCAAGGUGGUGAUCUUCACAGCCAACUCUUUGGGCGGUUCUGAAUCCUAUCUGCAUGCAGUACAAAGUAAUGUGGACAUGUUCAGAGCUCUUGUUCCAGCUCUGGGACAUUAUAGUCAACAUGCUGUCUUGCUUGUUGCCUCUCAACCAGUGGAAAUCAUGAGCUAUGUGACGUGGAAGCUGAGCACAUUUCCUGCGACUAGAGUGGUCGGGAUUGGCUGCAAUCUGGAUUCACAGAGGCUGCAGUACAUUAUCGCCAGUGUUUUGAAGGUGCAGACUUCAGGCAAAGAAGUGUGGGUUGUUGGUGAACAGGGAGAAAACAAAGUGUGCUCAUGGAGUGGCCGAGAUGGAGUACUGAGUCCCAGCUCUCAGGCGCAGCUAUCCAGCAGAGCCAUGGAACUGUUGAAGGUAAAAGGUCAGAGAUCUUGGUCUGUUGGACUGUCAGUGGCUGACCUGGUGGAUACUAUUAUAAACAAUAAAAAGAAAGUGCAUUCUGUAUCAACUUUAGCAAAGGGAUAUUAUGGUUUAGAUAAUGAAGUAUUUUUAAGUUUGCCAUGCAUCCUGGGAACCAGUGGGGUAUCCGAAGUCAUCAAAACCGAAGCAGGAGAAGACACAGUGACUGAGACACUCCAGACCAGUGCAUCCUCCAUCCAUGGUCUCCAGCAGCAGCUGAAACUGUGACUCCCCAGCGCAGUCACCUGGAGGGGGAGCUGAGUUAAUUUUGCCAACACACAUUGUUUUGAGAAUUUCCACAAUUUACUCUUUAUUCUUAAAAACAGCCUUUCUAGUAGAUGGCUUCUUAAUUAGCUUUAUAAGUUGAAUCCUUGAGAAUGGAAAAGGAUUAAUUUCUUGUGGGGUUUUUGACAUACCUAUACUGUUGUUUAAACCUGCAACAGGGAUAAAUAUUCAUUUGCAUUGUAUUUCAUUUUAAAUUACAUGUUGUAAACUUAAGGCACAUCUGGCACUUUAGAGAUGUUCUGUAAAGAUUCCUGUUGGACAUUUCUUCUGAGUAUGGUGAGCUGAAGGCAGGAUGGGCUCAAAAUCUGUGCUAGGUGUCCAUUCAGAGAAUCUUGGCUUCAUGGAUCAAUACUGCUUUUGCAAGAAGCAGAUCGUAGUAAUGGAGAAGUGUUUUAUUUUCCUUCUUCAAAUUCACUAGCUCUCCAACACUAGAAAGGAUUUUAGUAUGCAUUUUAAAUUGGUUAAAUGGAAUUUUUUAAUAUAUGAAAAAUAAUGUGGUUUAAUUUCCACUGAGAUUUCUUUUCUGAAAAUUUCUAUAACCUCUUCCUGGGCUAGAAGAUCUCCAAUCUGUCUUAAAACUGUAUUAGUAGAAAAAGAGAUGUGUUUUCCUGUGGCCGUAGGUAAUGAAUAACAGCCACACAGUGUAUUUUGAGACCAAAAUAUGAGGCUUUCCUAAAAAUCCUUGGUCUUCCAGAAGAGAAGCCGGCUGGUCUGCUGCUCCUCCCCAGAAGAAACCCUUCUGACUGUGCCGUGGUGAUUGGUCAGUCACAGUAUUUCCUUGUGAGAGACAGCAUGGUUGGUGACUGUUGUGACAUGCAGAUGACAGCAACAGCUAACACAGCUCUUGUGUAGUGAGCACUUUGUUUGUACAAUCUCCCCACACUAACUGGCUGACUCCCCACACUAACUGACUAUUUAUCUUCAUUACAGAGGUGGAAAUGAACUUUAGUGACUAAGAUCAAGUGGGUUCUAAGGACUCUCACUUGCCUGUACAAUCUUUUUUUUAAAUAGUUAGCAACAGGGGUUGUGGGGAGGCUUCUGUGCCUAAACACCAAGUCGUCACAAGACACUAAAGUUGAGGUUUGGGAUACUAUGAAAGAAUUGCUUUUAUUCUCAUAUGAUGGGAGCUUCUUUCUUUUUUUCUUUUCUUUUCUUUUCUUUUUUUUUUUUUUUUGAGACAGGGUCUAUAUGUAGUCUUGACCAUCUUGGAGCUUGCUAUUGUAGACAGGCUGGCCUUGAACUCAUAGAGAACUGCCUGCUUCUGUCUCUCAAUGGGAUUAAAAGUGUAGGCCAUCAUAUCUGCCUUUUUUCUUUACAAAGAUUGCUGAGCCUCUUCCCCAGAGAUUCCACGAACAGCAGACAGUGUUUAUGUAUUUAAUCCUUCAGCUAGUAUUUAUUAGAAACUUCUUCUGAGUUAGGACAGGCCCUGCCAAUGCCUACAGACUAGCAGGGAAUACAGUAGCCAAAUACCAUGUAAAUUCAAGAGUGCUAAGUACUGUGAAGUCCAGAGUGUUAGGAAAGCCCGUGACAAGGAACCCAGUCUAGUCAGAGAGAAAGGAACUCCGUGGUUUAUGAGACAGAAAGGAAACAGUCUCUUUCUCAGGGUGACUUGUGUAAUUAUAAUGACAAGUGACCUUCAGUAUCCCAAAAUGGAGAAAGUAGAAAAGUAAUGUGGUGACAACGACUCCCACCACGUUUAACUGGAUGAAACCCUGGACAUCCAGGCUAGGGGUAUAGCUCACUGUUAAGAUGCUUGCCGGGCAUGCAGAGCCCUGGGUGUGGUUCCAGAACACAGAACUUGGGGUCCUUGAGACGACAAGCAUGAGCUCUUUGUAAAUAAUUUGGUGUUGCUUUUACUGGCCUUUUGUAUGAAAUGGGAAAGUAAAGUUGAAGCAGUCAUUUCUUAGGUGUUUUUCUAGUAUUUUUUAAUAGGUGAUAACUAAUUAGGAACUCAGUAAUUCCUGAUUAGAAUUUCUUUCUCUUCAUUUGGCUUUGAGACUACUCAAAGUCAACUCUCAGCAGUCAUCUGCCUAAAUCUCCUGGGUAUUGGCUGCCAUGCCCAGCAACAAGUCUUUGUUUGUGGGGAUCUAAUCCAGGGUCUGAUGCAUGUUAGGCAGGUUCCUCCCCAACCCUGUUUCUAUAAUCAAAUUCUAAAACUCUCUUGAACAAUAAACCAACUGCAGAAUGCUGUAACAAUGAACUACCAAGAACUCUGUUAUAGAAAGAAAUGUCAGAUAUUUAUUAAAUACUCAUCAUUAGCCAAGUAUUUUGUUAGUUUGACCUCAUCCCCAGGUUGCAGUACAGAAGUCCUUCACUUCUUUUUUUUUUUUUUUUGGUUUUUCGAGACAGGGUUUCUCUG